CCCGCCCACAGACAAGCUGCGUCUGAAUGUUGCCUGUUGCUUGUGUCACGUCCAUUGACGAGUGUGCGUGCGUGCGUGCGUGUGCGUGUGUGCGCAGCAUGCUGCUAAGAGUACCGGUGUGGCGAGCACAGUGAUCAGUUGCUCCCAACGAGGAGGACGCAGAUGGACAGCUUAGUGCAGCCUCUCGUCGCCCAGUACCUCGCCAUGGGCUGUCAAUCAAAAGACAACAACAAAAGUGAAAGUAUGACCGCGGACGACAAGGGGAAAGACGAUGCGAGAGGGACACCAGGAUCCGGCCCCAGGUCGAGAGUUUCCCCUCCAGGACGUCCUAAAAAAUUCCACAAGCCAGGUCAGGUCCAGACCCCCAUGGGGAAACCCACAGUGUCAAUAGGCCAUCUCGCCAAAGGAGCCAGCUGGGAGGAGCUGAUCCAGGCUUGUUUGCAGGCCUUUGAUUCAGACGGUUACACAAGUGAGCGCAGCCACUUGUUGAACAUCACACUGACCAUGCAUCGCCUUCUCAUCUCCUCCAGCGACCUCCUGGAAAAACUCACCGAUCUGUUUAAAAGUGCCGUGGAGAACGAGCAGCCGGCAGAGUGCCAGAGAAUUUGCUACUUCAUCAGGCAUUGGAUUCAGGAAUUCUGGAUGAUGUUCCGAUUGCACCACAGCUUGUCAGACAGCUUGGACCAGCUCCGAGAUCUAAUCAGGGAGCAGGGACAGGAGCAUCUCUGCUCUCUUCUCGAGACCAAAUGGAUAAACGAGCGAGACUGGUCGUGGAAGGCCAGCCAGAAGAUUAAAGCCAACAGCAGUAAAAAGAGGAAGGUAUCUCUUCUCUUCGACCACCUGGAGCCCAUUGAACUGGCUGAGCAUCUCACCUUCCUGGAGUUUAAAUCAUUUUGCAGGAUUUCCUUUAUAGACUACCAGAAUUACAUCCGCAACUGUUGCAUGAAGGACAUCCCAGUGAUGGAACGUUCCAUUGCUCUGUGCAACGGGGUCUCCCAGUGGGUUCAACUAAUGGUGCUGAGCAGGCCGACGGCUCAGCUUCGAGCCGAAGUUUUCACAAAGUUCAUCCACGUGGCCAAGGGUUUACACCUCAUGCACAACUACAACACGCUAAUGGCGGUGGUGGGAGGGCUUUGUCACAGCUCCAUAUCCAGACUGAAGGACACCACCUCUCAUGUACCCAAUGAGGUCAUCAAGGUGUUAAACGAAAUGACAGAUCUGCUCUCGUCGUGCCGAAACUUUGAUAACUACAGACAAGCAUACAACAAGUGUACCGGUUUUAAAAUCCCCAUCCUGGGCGUGCACCUCAAAGACCUGAUUUCAGUGAACGAGGCCAUGCCCAACUAUGUGGAAGACAAUAAAGUGAACGUGCAGAAGCUGCAGGCGCUCUACAGUCAUAUCAAUGAGCUGAUGCAGCUCCAGCAGAUCCCACCCAGGCUGGACGCCAACAAGGACUUGGUCCAUCUCCUCACGCUGUCCUUGGACCUUUACUAUACCGAAGAUGAUAUCUACGAACUGUCUUACGCCCGGGAGCCCAAGAACUGUAAAGCCACUCCAACCACCCCUUCUAGACUUCCAGUAGUUGUCGACUGGGUAUCCGGAGUGACUCCAAAACCGGAUCCUCGAACUAUUAGCAAACAUGUGCAGAGAAUGGUGGACUCCGUGUUUAAGAACUACGAUCACGACGAGAACGGCUUCAUUUCUCAAGAGGACUUUGAGAAAAUUGCAGCCAGUUUCCCCUUUUCUUUCUGUGUCAUGGACAAAGACAAGGAAGGACUUGUCAACAGAGAUGAAAUCACAGCUUAUUUCAUGCGGGCCAGUGUCAUCUGCUCCAAACUGGGCUUAGGCUUUGUUCAUAACUUUCAGGAAACCACUUACAUGAAGCCUACCUUUUGCGACAACUGCUCGGGACUCCUGUGGGGUGUCAUCAAGCAAGGCUACAAAUGCAAAGACUGCGGGAUGAACUGCCACAAGUUGUGUAAGGACCAGGUGGCCUUUGAGUGCAAGAAGAACACCAAAAUGAACAACAAUAUCACCGACAGUCCCACGCCUAGCUCCACGCCUGUUACCACGGGAACCUCGGAGGGUUCAGACGAGUUUCCUUUCCAAUACCCGCCUGAUGACAACAAAGACUGGAGUCCAGACUCUCCAGUUACCUCCCAUUUGAGGCAAAACCGGGUCCACAGCGCCACUCAGACCGAGGGUCCGCCGCUGUCCCCCGAUGCCACUAGCCCUCAUCCCUCUUUUCUGGGCCCGGUGGCAUUAUCUCCCUCAAUGUGUCACAGCCCGCUGCUGCAGAGGAAACAGCGCCAUUGCGCCAAAUGGGAGAACCGAAAUUCUGUUGUACAGAAACCCCGAGAGCCAGAAGAAGACAACAAAUCCAUCACUGAAGCCUUGCAAUCAGAGAACGACAGGCUCCAAAAAGCCAACGAGACACUACACAGUAAGUUGAAGGACUCCGAGCAGGAAGUGGAAAUGUUAAAGACACUGUUGAAGAGGCACGCGCUCUAUCCUGUGGAGGAGGAAAAAUCCUUCUAAACACGUCAAGGACAUACGGUAUCAUCAGACCAGCUUUUUAACAUUUAACAUAGAGUGUAAUAAAGCACAGUCAGAGUAUUACUGUAUUUUGUUUUUAAAUUAAACAUCACUGCAGAAUGAGGUUAAUUAUAGAAAUUAAAAAAAAAAUCACUGUAAUGCAGAGUGCACAGGAAGCUGUUUGCAGAGUGAUAGUGUCACCUAGUGCUGGUUGCCUGAAUUAAAGCUUUCUCACCAAAGCAACAGAACAGUAUUAACUGUUCAUUUGGGGAAUAAUGUGCUUUAAAAAAAACAAAAUUUGUAUUUUUAUUCAGUGAGUGGCGGUUUAAAUGCUGCUGGAACACAGUGCAUGCCUGUCUAUAAAAUGUUAUUUUGCUAAUAAACGACAAUCCUGCCUGGCGAGGUGAAAUGGAGUAGAGGAAAAACUAAGUGCCAUAAAAAAAAAAGGUGUUCAAUCAGAUUUGGGCAGCAACAUGCUUGCGAAAUAUGUACAGUAUCA
This is a messenger RNA of Syngnathus acus (greater pipefish), 3034 nucleotides long. RefSeq names its product RAS guanyl-releasing protein 1-like. The record is from RefSeq and is a predicted model, not a curated record. Gene Ontology annotation, cellular component: plasma membrane. Gene Ontology annotation, molecular function: calcium ion binding; guanyl-nucleotide exchange factor activity. Lineage: Eukaryota; Metazoa; Chordata; Actinopteri; Syngnathiformes; Syngnathidae. Gene Ontology annotation, biological process: Ras protein signal transduction; positive regulation of GTPase activity. Bases 163 to 2538 code for a protein of 791 amino acids. The transcript has 17 exons.